AUGUCACUCAGAUCAACAACCACAAUGCUCAGACCCACCUCCUCGAUACUCCGACAACAGCUGGUAGCACGGGGUAUAUCAACUACGACGCCCAAGGGUGCAAGUCACGAUGAUUCGCAUCAUGGUCAUGGGGAGGGAGCAGAUGAUGCCUAUACAACGGAAUCAUUCUUCAAUCCCUUCUGGAGAAACACCCUCGUCCUGACCACUCUCGCCAUCCUUGCCUACCCUUAUAUCCCAUCUACAUCAUCCAAUACCACUUCUCCUUCACUCGACCCAGAAACAUUCUCCAAAUCCACCAAAGAUAAAUCGUUACCCUACGUCACGAGGUUAUUAGCCUCCAUCACUCCCGAAUCUCGAAUCUGGACAGAGAGGAAUGACAAACACUUGGAGUUGAGUAAAGAUGCCGCGGAGACCAAGUUGUUGUUCCAGGAAGCUGAGAGGCCUAGGGUGUUGAGGAUGAGAUACCCCAGUUCGUUUGAACAAGCUUCACCACACAAUAUCGCUGUCGGCUCUCAAACCGACUUGUCAGAUCUCAAAGUACAACUUUAG
Kwoniella botswanensis is the source of this 549-nucleotide messenger RNA. RefSeq lists its product as uncharacterized. Gene Ontology annotation, cellular component: mitochondrion. The coding region runs from base 1 to 549 and encodes 182 amino acids. Lineage: Eukaryota; Fungi; Basidiomycota; Tremellomycetes; Tremellales; Cryptococcaceae. The transcript has 3 exons. The record is from RefSeq and is a predicted model, not a curated record.